Homarus americanus (American lobster) is the source of this 2838-nucleotide messenger RNA. Its product is annotated as ATP-binding cassette sub-family G member 5-like. Lineage: Eukaryota; Metazoa; Arthropoda; Malacostraca; Decapoda; Nephropidae. The record is from RefSeq and is a predicted model, not a curated record. Gene Ontology annotation, molecular function: ATP binding; ABC-type transporter activity; ATP hydrolysis activity. Gene Ontology annotation, cellular component: plasma membrane. Bases 138 to 2060 code for a protein of 640 amino acids. The transcript is spliced from 13 exons.
GAGCGGCCGUAGGAUGAGGGUGGUUACGCUGCUCCAUCUAGCUGAGAGAACCUGAAUCUGCUCAGCUUUACUUCCUGAUCUGCGGCGGUCAACACUACCAUACUGAGCCAAAACAUUCACAAAUAAAGGUGAUCAAUAUGAUGAACAGCGAAUUUGUGCUGGAGCUGAUCAGCGUCUUCCACACUGGACCCGUCGAGCCGGGGUCAUGUGUACAGAAGCUGGUCGGCAAUGUGCCUACUGGGGUCAUCCUCAAGGAUGUCUCUCUCGAGAUUCACGGAGGAGAGCUCAUGGCUAUCCUCGGCUCCAAGGGUAGCGGGAAGCGGGCGCUUCUGGAGGUGAUCUCCCGUCGUGCCCAGGGACCUACACGUGGUCAGAUCCUGCUCAACCACGUGCCCAUGUCGCUCAGGCUCUUCCAGGACUCUUGCGGCUACGUCACCCACAAGACCCAGCUGCUGGAGGGAGUCACGGCCAAGCAGACCCUUGACUACUCCGCCAAGCUCUCCCUCAGCUCUAAGAUUGGAAGUUCGAUGAGGUCAGGACGCGUGCGGCAGGUGCUGGCCGACCUGGCGCUGACGCAGGUAGCCAACCGCCCUGUGGAGCAGCUCACGCCCUCUGAGUACCGCAGGCUGGUCAUCGGUGUACAGCUCAUCAAGGAUCCCCUGGUGGUGCUGCUGGAUGAGCCGGCGUGGGGGCUGGACCCUCUCAAUACCUACUUCGUCAUCUCCAUCCUCAGUAAUCACGCCAAGAAGUACAACCGCAUCAUCAUCAUCACUAUGGAGAAGCCCAGGUCGGACAUCUUGCCGUUCCUGGACCGUGUGAGUUACCUGUGUCUGGGAGAUGUGGUUUACACGGGGUCCACGAGGCACAUGAUCGAUUACUUCAGAACCAUCGGCUUCCCCUGCCCGGAGCUGGAGAACCCCCUCAUGUACUACCUGUGUUUGUCCACGGUGGAUCGCCGCUCCAGAGAACGCUUUAUAGACUCCAAUAACCAGAUCGCCGCCCUGGUGGAGAAGUUCAAGGUGGAGGGUGGACCUUACCGUAAAUAUUCGGGUGGACCGCCGGACCUGGACCAGUUGGAGCACAAGGUGCCUCUCUCCGCCUACGGCAGACCGGGAAUUUUCUCUACCAUGCUGGCCCUCUUGUUGCGAGCGUUCACCAUGAUGUCCCCCUGCAGCUACGUGGGACUCCAGCAGCUCUUCUUCAGGCUGUUCCUCCUGCCAGCCUUCUUCUUCCUCCUCUGGAACUUUUACUGGCAACUCGAGCCGUAUCAGAGGUCGUUCCAGAGUCGUGGUGGUCUGCUGUUCAAUUGCUUGGCGGGAACAGCUUUCCUCGCUACCGCAGCUACCUCCAAAACAUUCGCUCAGCACAGGACACGUUACUACCACGAGGCGCGGGAGGGGCUGUACCGCGGACCGCUCUUCAUCUUGACCUAUUGCCUCUACACCCUCCCUGUGUCCUACCUCAGUGUCAUGCUCGCCUCGGCCAUCGUCUACUUUGGACUGUCUCUGGGUGACUCAGGGGUGGAUGGCCCUGACUGGCUGGGGUGGGCGGUGUUUGGGUCGGUGUUGUGGGCCGUAUGGGCGUUCGUGGAACAGCAGACCAUCGCCCUCAUGAUGAUCGUCAAGUCCUCGUACUCUGCAGGUGCCACCUCCGUCGCCCUCACCACCUUCUACCUACUCGUGGCUUCUGCCUCCCUCAGGUCGCUGGUACACCUACCUGACUGGCUCUACUACUUGGGUCACGUGAUCGUGUUCAGGUACGCCUCAGCGGUGUUGCACGAGCAAGCUUUCCUGGACAAGCUUCCCCAACUACCAGUGAACGCCAGCGCUGACUGCCCGGACAACAACGCCGAGUAUGGCUGCCGCUACAGGAACGGCACCUACUACCUCCUCGAGCGUUACCACUUCUCUGAGAACGGCCUCGAUCUCGGUCGCCAAGAUCUUGAUCUUUGGUUCAACUUUGCUCUUUCUUUUGCAUUUUUCGGGGGAAUGUUUGUAUUGAACCUGGUGCUGUACCUGGUGCCGCUCCCUUCCUUCAUUAAGUCAAAGUUCAGAGACUGACGACGUGUAUGACAAACUCAGCGAUGACCCAAAAAUAUAUUAGUUGUAUUUACUCAUGUGCAUAUUAUAUUGUUUAGUUGCAUUUAUUUAGUACUAAUAAGUUAUUUAUUCUUUAGUAAUUAUGAACUUGUGUAUAGAUUCUUCUAUCUGUGACCAUGUCAGGCACUGUAAAGGUGUUCUUACUGUAAGAUAAAAUUUUCGUUGGUGUCCAGAGUCACAAGUUGUCGUGAGGUGAAUUAUUCCUCGUAACUUACUAUGUUAUAAUGCACCUAACUGGCUGAAUUAAGCUAAUGAGAAAUGUAACGUGAAAAAAUAAGAUCAAUAACACUAAGUGACUGUAACUUAACCAGGUAUGUUCAUCGUCGGCUCCAGAUAUGUGCUACGUGAAUUACUGUACCUGUGUGUACGUUAUUUUGGUUCAUUAGCUCGAGUCAAAUUAUUUACAUGAGUACAUCUUCAAUCACGUGGAAUAUUUAUUCUACGAACCUUUGUGAGUUAAUCUACAGUAUCCAGGUACCGCUAAUUGUAUCUCCCAUAAACUGUCAUUGAAUAUUUAAUAAUUUAUCUGAAAGAUUUGUUGGGAGUUUUUCUAUAAUUUUUGGAGAACUUUUGUAAUGAGGAAAAUAGUUAAAGGACGUUGUGUUACAUAAGCAGUGUUACCAACUAGUAGAAGUUGUGUUACAUACCCAGUGCUACCAACGAGGAGAGAAAAGGUUGUCUUUGUGAAGCUGUGUGUUUAGUUUUAUCCUUUAUCAUUAAUAAUAAAAUAUAAAACAAA